UCAAGCUUUGCACGUAUGUUUUCGUAAUGGUUUAGAAAGAAGUGGAGGACGAAAGAGCAGACGGAAUUUAGCAAUGUCUUUCCGAUAUAUUUCUGUUGUACAGCGAGGGGAGAGACUGUUGAGAAGGGUGGCUUAUAGAAAUUGUUCCUCACACGAGUUGCAGCAUAGGAUACACCAGCUAAGCCGGUAUGCAUGGCCAGAUAACUUAACAUCCCUUUUGAGAGGAUGGAGCAUACUUCGAAAAGAUAUUCCAAAAGGUUUUGAGAAAUUCUUUCCUAAACAGGGACAGUCAGCACCUGAGAGCAAUGCAAAGCCAAAAGCAAAAGAGGCUUCUAGUCCCAAAACAGAACCACCACCUAACCGUUCAAGUGCCAGACAACAGUCGUCACAGGGUGAACGGAAACCAGACUUCAAUUUUACCUUUGGAAAAGGCCGAAGUCCAUUUGGAGACCCCAGUGAUCCUAACACAAAGAUGUUAAUUGGUUUAAUUGCUGGUGUGGGUAUUGUAGGGCUAAUUGGACUAUACCAAACGCAGUACAGAGAAAUCACAUACAAAGACUUUGUCAACAACUAUUUGGCACGUGGCACCGUGGAGAGGCUUGAGGUGGUCAACAAAAAGUGGGUUAGAGUAAAGCUGCUGCCAGGAACUCAAGUGGAUGGCUCAAAUAUCCUUUGGUUCAACAUAGGCAGUGUGGAAGCCUUUGAAAGAAACCUUGAAAAUGCACAAGUAGAGAUGAACAUUGAGCCUGCAAAUUUUGUCAGUGUCAUCUACAAGACAGAGACUGAAGUUGCUGCUAUAGUGUACUCAGCCCUUAACAUCAUUUUGCCUUUGGCAGUCAUCAUCUGGCUGUUCCGGCGGUCUGCCAACAUGUUUCAGGGUGGUGGUCGAGGAGGCUCGAGGGCAGGUGGUGGUGGCAUUUUUGGAUUUGGACAGAGUACAGCAAAAAUAAUAAAAGAAGAUAUUGGUGUAAAGUUCAGGGAUGUGGCAGGAUGUGAAGAGGCCAAGGUAGAGAUCAUGGAGUUUGUCAACUUUUUAAAGAACCCACAGCAGUAUAUAGAGCUUGGGGCCAAGAUUCCAAAAGGGGCCAUACUGACGGGUCCACCGGGUACAGGCAAGACUCUGCUGGCCAAAGCCACAGCUGGAGAGGCCAAUGUGCCUUUCAUCACCGUGUCUGGCUCAGAGUUUCUUGAGAUGUUUGUUGGUGUCGGUCCAUCCCGGGUGCGGGACAUGUUUGCCACGGCCAGGAAAAAUGCUCCUUGUAUUCUCUUCAUCGAUGAAAUAGACGCAGUGGGACGCAAGAGAGGUGGUCGUAACUUUGGUGGCCAAAGUGAGCAAGAGAACACGCUGAAUCAGCUACUAGUGGAGAUGGAUGGUUUCAACACACAGAGUGGUGUAGUAGUCUUGGCAGCUACUAACAGAGUGGAUAUCUUAGACCCAGCUUUGCUACGACCAGGUCGUUUUGACAGACAGAUCUAUGUACCAGCACCAGACAUCAAGGGAAGAGCUUCAAUUUUCAAAGUUCAUCUCAAGCCUUUAAAAACAGACCUGAAUAAAGACGAGCUUGCGAGGAAGAUGGCAGCCCUGACACCUGGCUUCUCGGGUGCUGAUAUUGCCAAUGUGUGCAAUGAAGCAGGGUUGAUAGCAGCCAGAGACAUGAACACCACUAUCGAGAUGAAACAUUUUGAACAAGCUAUUGAGCGAGUUGUGGCAGGGUUGGAGAAGAAGACACAGGUUCUGCAACCAGAGGAGAAAAAGACAGUGGCUUACCAUGAGGCUGGCCAUGCAGUGGCAGGCUGGUUCCUGGAGCAUGCAGACCCACUGCUGAAAGUAUCCAUUAUACCUCGUGGUAAAGGGCUUGGCUAUGCUCAGUACCUGCCCAAGGAGCAAUACCUGUAUACAAAGGAGCAGCUGUUGGAUAGAAUGUGUAUGACCCUCGGUGGCCGUGCAUCAGAACAAAUCUUCUUUAAUCGUAUCACCACAGGUGCACAAGAUGACUUGAGAAAAGUCACGCAGAAUGCAUAUGCUCAGGUAGUACAUUUUGGCAUGAAUGAAAAAGUUGGCCAGCUGUCCUUUGAGAUACCACAGCAAGGUGAGAUGGUGUUUGACAAGCCUUACAGUGAACAGACAGCUCAGCUUAUUGACGAGGAAGUGCGAAAGAUUGUGAAAGAGGCUUAUGACAGGACCAUUGCCCUCUUAACACAUCACAAGGAGGAUGUUGAAAAGGUGGCAAAGCGCCUGCUGGAGAAGGAGAAGCUGGACAAAGAUGAUAUGAUCGAAUUACUGGGAAAGAGACCGUUUGCAGAAAAGUCUACUUAUGAGGAGUUUGUAGAAGGAACUGGUUCUUUUGAAGAGGACACCAAUCUUCCCAAGGGAUUGGAGAGUUGGAACAAAGAACGAGAGCUUGAGGAGGGAAGUGAAAAAAACAAACAGGUUGAAAAAGAGAACUUAAAGGCUUGUACCUAGGUACCGUUCAGCGCAGUAUAUGGGCUGCUGUUUACAGACUAAUGCUUUGUGCCAAUGUGUAGGCACUAUCAACAGGAAGUAAAAGGCUGAUGAGAAAUUUAGGAGAGCAUUAAAAAGAGGACUGCUUAAAGAUGAUUUUUGGAGAUGGUAUGGACUUUUUAAGACUAUUGGUGUCAAAAUGUGUGCAGUGUGUGGUGGAUGACUGUCACUUUCGUCUGUUUUACUGCUUAGCAACUCAAAUGGAUAGUAAACUCUUUUGGAAUAUAUCUUCUUGGAUUGUAAUUGUGGUACAGGGUUUUCUGAGUUUUAGUGGGUGGAAUAGAAAACACUAAGAUUUUUGGGCUGUAACUGGUCACACAAGUUACUCUGAUAUUACAGAAAUGUUUUUGACAUUCUUACAAAAAUUGUUAAGGCUGGAUGAGUUUAAGAUGGACUUAAAACUAGACAUUGAAAUUGUAACAACUAAUGUUAUCCAUUGCACAUACAAAUAAUGAAGACUUUUAUGGUUAGAUGUAGACUUUUAAACUACAUUUUCCUAUACAAAUGUUCAUUUUGUGUAAAAAAAAAAAUGAAGAAAAAUCCCAACACCUCCCUUUCAAUAUCUAUGAGUGUGAAAAGUAUGCUAGUGUGGGUGUGUUUGUGCCUUGCGACACCAGCAAGCUCAGUUUAAUGUCAUUAUGACUUCAUGAUACUGCCACUUCAUAAAAAACCUCAAGUGUUUACCUUUGUGCAAGUCUGGAAACUGCAGAUGGCUGUCAAGCUUUGGCCUCAGCUGUGUUGCUGCAAGAAUCAGAAUAUAGUUUGAAGGAGUUUUUGUGAUUUAUGCCAUAUGUAAUCUAAUCAAAUUGGAACAUACAUAGAGCCAAGCAUGAAAUAACUUUGAAAUAAAUGAGUCUGCACUUUUUC
Pomacea canaliculata is the source of this 3370-nucleotide messenger RNA. RefSeq names its product AFG3-like protein 2. Lineage: Eukaryota; Metazoa; Mollusca; Gastropoda; Architaenioglossa; Ampullariidae. Gene Ontology annotation, cellular component: m-AAA complex; membrane. The record is from RefSeq and is a predicted model, not a curated record. Gene Ontology annotation, biological process: mitochondrial protein processing; protein-containing complex assembly. The transcript has 19 exons. The coding region runs from base 74 to 2464 and encodes 796 amino acids. Gene Ontology annotation, molecular function: ATP binding; metalloendopeptidase activity; ATP-dependent peptidase activity.